This is a messenger RNA of Corticium candelabrum, 1483 nucleotides long. Its product is annotated as headcase protein homolog. NCBI's taxonomy places the organism in Eukaryota, Metazoa, Porifera, Homoscleromorpha, Homosclerophorida, Plakinidae. The transcript has a single exon. The record is from RefSeq and is a predicted model, not a curated record. The coding region runs from base 37 to 1344 and encodes 435 amino acids.
UCUGUGCCAAGUGCGUACUCCGCAAUUGCACAAGCGAUGCCGUUCAGUCGCGAAGAGAAGGCAGCAGCGCAGAAAGCGGCCGCAGUCGCCGCCGUCUCCAGCUCGUCGACCGAAGAAGACGAAGAGGAGUGCUGCAAGCCCGGCGGAUGCCUCCACAACACCAAGAUCAGCGCCGAACAGUUUUGUGAUGCCGUGCGAGUGAUCUGCAACAACGAUCAAUGCACGCACGGCAACUUCAUGCACGCCGACUGCUUCAGCGCGUUCGAGGACGGCAUCAUAAACUUUCUGAAGGGAAUCGGCCGCGCGCGCAGUUGGUCCGACAAGCAGCGCAGACAGAAUCUGUGGACGAAGAAAGGCUACGAUUUGGCGUAUAAAUCGUGCGGAUGCAGCUGCGGGAAGGGCUAUAUACGCAAAGACCUCAAUUACAACCAGCCGAAAAGGGAGAUGGAGCGUGCAGAUGAUGGGAGAGCAGCAGGCGAGGAAGGGAAAGGGAAACGACGGCGCAGGAAGGGUGGUGAGAAACCGAGCUUGGGCAACUCUCGCAGCGUUGCCGGAGCGAGCGGUAAUGGCGAGAUACGUGCGAGUGAGCGUUACUCUGUGAGUCCUCCGAAACAACCGCAGACGCGUCGCGUUCCCCCAAGUCCGACAGGGAAAGUGGUGGAUGAUGCGUGGGAGGAGCCGUGGAUGACGGCGUCGAAUGGGAGGCGACGGAGCGGCAGUGCGACGAAGAACGGAUUUCAGAGGAGACGCAGCGCCAAGUGCCUUCAACAGUUGCUCUCGCCGCACAAGAUAAACAACUUUCAAGUGCGGAUGGAGGACGAGACGCACGUGACUGAUGACGUCAAGCCUAUCGUGCACGAGACGUUAUCUUAUCACCAUACCAACUGCAUUGAUUGUCUUGUGUGCGGACGUCGCUUGGUUGUUUUUGACAAAUUUCCACUACUCGAUGGAACGUUUUUUCUCACUCCGGUGUCUCUAGCUGUUCAAGAGAGACCGAAGCAGACUUUUCCAGUCUCAGUUGGCAGUCAGACUCAACUACUAGCCGCUGUGUGCAUCUACUGUCUUCUAGGUCACAACUCCAUUACUUGCAAGGCCUGUUCGAAAACUUGGGAUGGGUCUAGCCAUCAACUGGGAAGCUGCUAUUCGUAUGACAUAUUUGCAGCCUCUCCUUGUUGUCCAGCAAGACUGGCGUGCAACAACUGCCAGAGUCCUGUUGUUGAGAGUACAAAUUCUCUCUCGUAUUUCUCUGAUUUUUCUCAUCAACUACGAUGUCCACACUGUGAUGCCAAUGAUUACCACUUUAUCAAGCCUGUUGACCAAAUUUUCAAUUUUCAAGUAGUUUGAGAUAUAUAGAUGAUGUAGCUAGAUAAUAUAUAGAUAAAUAGAUAAAUAGAAAUAUCACUAGAUAUUGCAUAGGCACGAUAUUCUGUUCUCCUGCUACAUCGACAUUGUUAUAGAAAUAUAGAUCAGUAUAUUAACAGUA